Pimephales promelas (fathead minnow) is the source of this 4107-nucleotide messenger RNA. The record is from RefSeq and is a predicted model, not a curated record. NCBI's taxonomy places the organism in Eukaryota, Metazoa, Chordata, Actinopteri, Cypriniformes, Leuciscidae.
UUCCUGUGCGUGACGUCACGCGCUCCUCAGCAGCAACAGGCGUCAGCGCAAGAGCGGAGAGCGAGAGAAACAUCGCAAGCAACAAAUAAACACUUUGAACUGUAAUAAGAGACACUGGAAAGUCUCUUCCGCGUGAACAUUUGAUCGCUUCUGUGGGAAAUAAAACAAUAUUUGACAUUCGUGAUCGGUCGUCCGAUGUUCGCCAACAGAAACUCUCGCCGAUGGAAAGUUUGGGAAGGCCUCUGACGUCACACGCCUGGGCACUUGCUUUAUCUGAUAGGAACCUGGUGUUUGUCUCUUAAAAUCUUCCUAGAUUUAUAACUUUAGUAAAACAAUCAGCGAACAAUCACACAUUCCGAUCCGGCUGGCGAAGAUCCUCAGACGACGCGAAAAUGAUGCCGAUGUUCCUGACGGUGUUCCUCAGUAAUAACGACCAGCACUUCAGCGAGGUGCCGAUCACGCCGGAGACGCUGUGUGCCGAUGUGCUGGAGCUGUGCCGCGGCCCCGGGGACAGCAGCUGCUAUCUGGCCGAGGUGUGGCGAGGCUCCGAGCGUGCCGUAGGGGAGAGUGAGAAGAUGAUGGAUCUGCUGAUGCAGUGGGGUCAGACGAGACCUGAGGUUCGGUUCUUCCUCCGUCACGGCAGAGCAUCAUCAGACUCCAGGAGUCAGAAGAGGACCGGCGUGAAGAAACCCUCCGACAGACGCGCGGAGAACGGGGUGAGCGGCCCGCGGAUGGACCUGACGCUAGCGGAGCUGCAGGAGAUGGCGGCUAAACAACAGCGUCAGAUCGACGCGCAGCAGCAGCUCCUGGCCUCAAAGGAGCAGCGUGUGGCUCUCCUGAGGCAGCAGGAGCUCCGGCAUCAGCAGGCGAGGUCUGAGCAGCAGAAGCUCCAGCACCUGAGGAGCGCGGUGGAGAAGCAGGAGGAGCAGCUGAAGGCGGUGCGGGCGCUGAAGGGCCAGGUCGAGCAGAAGCGCAUCAGCAACGGCAAACUGGUGGAGCAGGUGGAGCAGAUGAACGCGCUGCUCCUCCAGAAGCAGAAGGAGCUGGUGAUGGCCGUGUCCAGAGUGGAGGAUCUGAGUAAACAGCUGGAGAGCCUGAAACUGGGGCCGACGGACUCGCUCCACAGAGACCCGAGCUCCGGGGCCGAGCUGGACCGACUCUACAGGGACCUGCAGAUGAGGAAGAACAUGAACCUGGAGCAGAACAGCAGACUACAGCAGCAGAGAGAGAACCUGAACAAGAGGAACCACGAGGUGGCCAACAUGGACAAGCGAGUGAACGAACUGCGAGACCGCCUGUGGAAGAAGAAGGCGGCGCUACAGCAGAAGGAGAACCUUCCUUGUCCUCCCGACGGCCAGCCGGCUCCGCCUACAGGAGUGUCCCGUGUGGCGGCCGUGGGCCCCUACAUCCAGUCCUCCACGAUGCCCCGGGGCUCCAGCAAACAGGACCUGCUCAUCAAACACGCUUACCCAGAAGGCAGUGCAACGGUCCCGCAUCAGGAGAAGAGCGCUCAUCCCGCAGCAGCUGAUGCCAGGAUCCGCAGCCGGAGAGAGAGCGGCGCCCGCACCGGUCUGCCCUCAGCUAAAGUGUCCUCGAAGGGGUCGAACUGGAGUUCGGCGAAGUCCUCCAUUAAUAACGGGUCCACCAGUCUCCCCCGCUCGCUGACCCAGGCAUCUAAUAACCCAGAUAAAGCCGAGGUGCAGAAGCGGGACCCCAGGGUGCGGCCGGCCUCCAUGUUCGAGUCCAUCGAAGCGCCUGUAGCUUCUCUACGCAAGAACCAGAGCAGCGAAGACCUCGCCAGAGACGCACAGAACGCCGUCAAGAACACGGUCAAGGUUCCUCCUCCGGUUCCCAGUAAACCCAAGACGGGCCUGAACGCCGGGACCUUCCCAGGCAAGAGUAAGCCCAGCCCGCAGCCACCCACCGGUUCCCAGCAUGCUUUAGCACAGGGCAGUACUCUACCCCUCCCCUCGAAGCCCGAGGCUCCCCCGGCCGCCACCGUACACCCCUUCACCCCCGACCCUCCCGGGGUCAAAGAGGUCCUGCUGAAGCCCCAGAUGCUGGCCACCAGCUCCAUCUACAGCAUGUACACGCAGCAGGGCGUGACGGGAGCGCUGGGCCGAGCGCAGACCCGCGGCAGCAACUUCAUCAGCGUUUACGGGAAGCCAAUGACGUCCACAGGCCAGCCGUCUCAAAACCAGCUCCCCGAGAACCCGUACCUGGACCCGCCCAGUGCCCCCGAGGUGGAGAAGGACCACAGUCCCGCUCCCGAAACCCAGGAGCCCGAGCGCACUCCCAGACCCCUCAGUCCCACCAAGCUCCUGCCCUUCAUCUCGAACCCCUACCGCCACCAGAGCGACGUGGACCUGGAGGCUCUCCGCAAGAGACUGUACAACGCGCCGCGACCCCUGAAGAAGCGCAGCUCCAUCACGGAGCCCGAGGGCCCCGGCGGCCCCAACAUUCAGAAGCUCCUGUACCAGAAGACCACUCUGGCCGCGAUGGAGACCACAGCGAGUCCUGUGGGAGACGAGGAGAAGGAGGCGCCAGCAGGAGCUGAGGGAGCGUCACUCCAGGGGCCGAAACCGCCAGAAACCGAAGCAGAGAACGUCCCUCCUCCUCCGCCGCCGCCUCCACACCCGGCUCCACAACCCCACGCUGCGAUCCCCCCUCCACCUCCGGCUCCGCAACCCCUCGACGCGAUCUCCCCUCCACCUCCUCAGCCGGCCAGCCCUCCUCCUCCUCCUCCUCCUCCUCCGCCUGCUGAGAUCCCCAUUGAAGACUUCCCUCCGUAUCCUCCUCCUCCCUAUCCCAGCGGAGCCGAGCAGGAGCCCCCAGAAGACACCUUCAGCAUGAAGCCCCCGGAGGUCACCGGACAGGUUCGCUUUCCACCCGGGAAGAGGACGAACCUGCGCAAGGCCGGAUCGGAGCGCAUCGAGCACAGCAUGAGAGUGCACUUCAAUCCUCUGGCUCUCCUGCUGGACUCGUCUCUGGAGGGAGAGCUGGAUCUGGUGCAGCGCAUCAUUCACGAGGUGGAGGACCCGAGUCAGCCGAACGACGAGGGCAUCACUGCGCUCCACAACGCUGUGUGUGCCGGUCACACCGAGAUCGUGAGGUUCCUGGUUCAGUACGGAGUCAGUGUGAACGCGGCGGACAGCGACGGAUGGACUCCCCUGCACUGCGCGGCCUCCUGUAAUAACGUGUCGGUGUGUAAGUUCCUGGUGGAGUCUGGGGCCGCUGUGUUCGCCAUGACCUACAGCGACAUGCAGACGGCAGCGGACAAGUGUGAGGAGAUGGAGGAGGGAUACACACAGUGCUCGCAGUUCCUCUACGGCGUGCAGGAGAAGAUGGGCAUCAUGAACCGAGGCGUGGUGUACGGCCUGUGGGACUACGAGAGCGAGGAGGAGGACGAGCUGAGCUUCAGAGAGGGCGACAGCAUGAGUGUGGUCCGCAGGGAGGACGAGGACGAGACCGAGUGGUGGUGGGUGCGCAUGGGCAACAGAGAGGGGUACGCCCCCCGAAACCUGCUGGGGUUGUAUCCCAGAAUCAAACCUCGGCACAGGAGUCUGGCGUAACUGAGCGAAGACUUCAUCAUCAUCAUCAAUCAUCAUCAUCAUCAGUGCUAGUGAACCUCUUCAUCACGCUUUUACUUCAGUCCUGUUGGAUGUUACUGUGAUUCUCAUUCUUUCUGUCUCUUUGCACAAUAUGAUUGAGUAGAAUUAGCUGAAUAGAAUGAACUUUAUAUUUGUAUAUCAAGACUUUUUUCACUUAAAUGUAUUUUCACAGGCUAUUUUGGCCUGUAUAUUUUGUAUUCCGUGCUUUAUUGAAGGAUUUUUGGAGACAAGCCGAUCUUGGACAAUAUUUUGAUGUUUUUGUCAUAUGAACUGAAAUGUAAAUGUAUUUGUUGAAGCAUGCUGGGAAAGUGGGGUUAUUACCAUGAAUUUCUGUCUUGAUUAUGAACGUUCAUCGAGACUGGAGAUUUUAUUAUGCAUUCCUUUCUUCUGUUCAUCAAACAAACCUGUUUUUUUACAUCUUUAGACUCUGUUAUUUGACAAACCAGCUGGAGGUGAAUUUUAACGUGAUCAAAGAAUAAAAAGCCACUGAACAGUU